AUGGCAUCCGGUGAAUUGACGGCCGAAGAACUGCGAGCGCGAAGAAAAGCCCGAAUAACAGCGUCGGGAGAACAACGAUUGGCUAGAAUAUUGAGUGGACCAAGUGGAGAAGAAAAUCGACGAGCCCCAUGUUUGGAAGGCGGAGAGCCAGGCUCGAUCGAAGGAAUCGAGAAAAUGAGUCAACUCGCCGAUACGCUCUCACCAAUUGCUGCGACGAGUAACAACUUUGCUCCCACUUUAACAGAAGAGGCUUCAAAGACAGUCGAUGGUACCGAUUUAUGGCGUAAAUCGCUCGCGAAUCGUCGCUACGAAAUAAUUUUUGUUCUAGCCGCCAUCCUCGCCACAGUCGUCACUACAUAUUCCGAAUUCAAUAUCACCCUGCCCUGGUUGAUUGGAUUUGUCUCAUUGGAGUUCUUCUUGAAAGCCGAAUCAUCUUCGGUCGGCGAAAGUCAGCUACUUAAUGUCAUUUCACAAGUGCCUGCGGUAUCUGCUUAUCAAAAUCAAAUUCGUACAUUGAUGCGCUGGUCGACCCUUUGGAACUCUCUUCUGCUCAACAGCACCAUUUUCUACUUUUCCUUCAUUUGUGUGUACCUUUUGUUAAAUAAGAUCAUUUCUCAGUAUCCAAUU
Messenger RNA from Mesorhabditis belari, 627 nucleotides. The record is from the annotation of a GenBank genome assembly. Lineage: Eukaryota; Metazoa; Nematoda; Chromadorea; Rhabditida; Rhabditidae.